Molecule: messenger RNA, 943 nt
Organism: Sorex araneus (European shrew)
Lineage: Eukaryota; Metazoa; Chordata; Mammalia; Eulipotyphla; Soricidae
Gene: SPCS1
Product: signal peptidase complex subunit 1
Exons: 4
Coding region: 57-785 (242 amino acids)
Biological process (GO): protein targeting to ER
Cellular component (GO): signal peptidase complex; endoplasmic reticulum membrane
Source: RefSeq, a predicted model, not a curated record
CCGCCGGGCAGCCCCGCCGCCGGGGGGUGGGGGCGAGGGAGGGUCCUCGCGUCGCCAUGGAGACGGAGGACGCGCCCGCAGUCCUUCAGCCGCGGCGGGUCCAAUCGUGUGCCGCGCACGGGGGCCGAGGCCACGGCUCCCAGCACCCCGCAACACUGCCGGAGAAGGCGUCACGUGCACGGAAUGUCUCCUUUUGGGUGACACCGGUGUCCCCGCCCCCGUCGCGGGCGAAGCGUCGCUGUCUCGUCUGCAAGAAAAGCACGGACGCCCUCUCCAUGGCGCGGGGCGGGACCUGGGGCGGCCCGGAGCUGCCCUCGACUUCCGCUUCCGGGGCCACGACCGUCGCGCUUCCUGCCUCGUCCGACCCGCCGGGCGAUCCGCGGCGCAAGCCCCAAGCCCCGAGGCUCCCUGAGAAGCGGCCGCCUUCGCCCUGCAGCCCGUUUCCCGGCCGCUGCCGCUCCCCUGCGCAACCAGACAUGCUGGAGCACCUGAGCUCGCUGCCCACGCAGAUGGAUUACAAGGGCCAGAAGCUGGCCGAACAGAUGUUCCAGGGCAUCAUCCUUUUCUCGGCAAUAGUUGGAUUUAUCUACGGGUACGUGGCGGAGCAGUUCGGGUGGACAGUCUACAUAGUUAUGGCCGGAUUUGCCUUUUCGUGUUUGCUGACGCUUCCUCCAUGGCCCAUUUACCGCCGGCACCCCCUAAAGUGGUUACCAGUUCAAGACUCUUGCACAGAGGACAAGAAGCCAGGGGAAAGGAAAGUUAAGAGGCAUGCUAAAAAUAAUUGAUUCAGCUUUACUGUCACACCUGCUUUUGUUGCCUGAAGUGAAAUAAAUUGCUUUCGUAUCCAAAGCAUGAGUUAAAAACCACCUCUUGAUGUUUUUGUGGCACAACUAUAUAUGGAUUUGUACUCAAUGAUAUUUCACUUCUAACUCCGUUGUUUAGC